Suillus fuscotomentosus is the source of this 937-nucleotide messenger RNA. Its product is annotated as nascent polypeptide-associated complex subunit beta. Bases 72 to 593 code for a protein of 173 amino acids. The record is from RefSeq and is a predicted model, not a curated record. The transcript has 3 exons. Lineage: Eukaryota; Fungi; Basidiomycota; Agaricomycetes; Boletales; Suillaceae. Gene Ontology annotation, cellular component: cytosol; nascent polypeptide-associated complex.
CGCGUAAACCUUAGUCUGUAACUUUUCACCGUCGCAUCACCAAGGGACGUGAACCCUCGCCGCAAAACAUCAUGGAUCCCACAAAAUUGGCCAAACUUCAGGCGCAGGCUGCAGCCAACAGGAUCGGUGGUAAAGGGACCAUGCGUCGGAAAAUAGUCCGGAAGACCAAGCCCUCUGCCGCACAGGAUGACAAAAAACUCCAAGGUGCCCUCAAGAAACUGAAUGUGCAACCUAUUCCUGGUGUAGAGGAGGUUAAUAUGUUCAGGGAAGAUGGAAACGUGCUGCAUUUUACUGCCCCAAAAGUACAUGCCGCGGUCUCCGCCAACACGUUUGCGAUCUAUGGAACUGGUCACGUCAAGGAGCUGACUGAGCUCGUCCCUGGCAUCUUGAAUCAACUUGGCCCUGAUUCAUUGGCAUCGCUCCGUAAACUUGCGGAAUCAUACCAGGCCAUCCAACAAGGGCAACAGAGGCCACCUACCGGUGCCACUGAGGACGAUGAUGAUGAAGUGCCUGAUCUCGUCGAUAACUUCGAUGUUGAGGGCGAGCAAGCCGCAGCCGAAGAGAAGAAAGAGACCCUUGAGGAUGUGAACUGAGCGCGCAACCUGCUUGAUGCGUGUGGUUUGAAGGGGAGUAUUUGUCAUAUCGGUUUUGAGAGUUAAUUUGAUGGGUGGUGGGAAGAGUUGGAACUAAAUGACGGACGAGUAUCCGGGUAACAGCCAGCUCAUUUGCCAUACCAUCAGUUUCCAUUCAUGCACUGUCAACAAAAGCCUUCGUCGAUCUUACCCCGAUACGUCGCUCUUUUCAUGUCUUUAUCUCAUCUUUGUGCUCUGUAGUUCCUAUCCUCCCAUGCGAUCGCACAUUACUGCAUGCUAGCAUUGUUAACUGGUAUGGUUCUGAGACAGACAUGUUCGCAACAUGUACAAGUUUUGGUGACGUA